AGACAGACAGACAGACAGUAUUUAUUAAUGGAUUUAUUUCAUUUCACCUAGACGUUAUUUCUCCGUCCCCUCUCUCUCCAGGUCUUCACUUCUGGUCCCAGUGGCUCCAGUCUGCUAAUGUGGGCGGCUGCUGGUAACCAUGGAAACCAGUGGAGCUACGCUAACGUUAUCCUCUCCAACCCGGCAGAGUUCACAGUCUCUUUCCAGGCGGAGGUGGGGGGGGACGUGUGGACGGACAUCGCUCUGGACGACCUCUCUUUCACCAAAGAGUGCACAGCAGGAGGUCCGGUGACCCCCCAGCCCGCGACCUGUUCUGGGGACCAGUACCAGUGCUUGUUCUCCCCUCAGUGCAUCCCAGAGAGCUGGAGGUGUGAUGGAGAGCUGGACUGUGGGGAUCAGUCUGAUGAAGACGAGUGUCCGGCGGUGGUUCCCGGGACUCUUCCUCCUCAGGAUCAGUGUGAAGACGGACAGUUUCAGUGUUUAAACGCUGUGUGUCUGCCGUCCGUCCUGCGCUGUGACGGCGUCUCCGACUGUCCACACGGAGAGGACGAGAACAGCUGCC
Messenger RNA from Notothenia coriiceps (black rockcod), 562 nucleotides. RefSeq names its product MAM and LDL-receptor class A domain-containing protein 1-like. Gene Ontology annotation, molecular function: protein binding. Gene Ontology annotation, cellular component: membrane. The transcript has 2 exons. The record is from RefSeq and is a predicted model, not a curated record. Lineage: Eukaryota; Metazoa; Chordata; Actinopteri; Perciformes; Nototheniidae. The annotation marks the transcript as partial.